AUGAACGUCAUCGAUAACUUCCUGUCUCCCCGGUCCCUGUCCCUGGAGUCUGGUUAUUCCCUCAUGGUGCUGCAGUCGGUGUCCGUGCAGGAGGGUCUCUGUGUUCUCAUCCCCUGCAAUUUCAUGUACCCAGCCUCGUAUGACACCAACAAUUCCCGACACCAGCUUUACAGAUACUGGUUCAAUGAUCCAGUCGAUGUGCACAAUGAUCCGCCUGUGGCCAGCAAUGACCCCAGCCGGAAUGUGUCGCAAGACACCCAGGGCCGGUUCCGGCUGACGGGGGAUCCGGCGCCCGGCGACUGCUCCCUGCAAAUCAGCGACGCCCGAAGGACGGAUGCAGGGAGAUAUUUCCUUAGAGUCGAGAAAGGAGACUUUAAAUACACUUACCGCACCAAUAACGAUCACACUUUCCCUAUCCUAGAGAUCUCCGUGACACGGCUGAUGGAGGAGCCAGAGAUCGAGAUCUCGCCAGUGUGGGGGCUGCCAGGGACGCUGCUGGCUUGGGAGCCAGUAAAUGUGACCUGCACGGCCCCCGGGCGCUGCUCUGGGACCCCUCCCCGAGUCACCUGGACGGGGCUGUUCAGCGACACAGCCCGGAACGUCUCAGCCCAGCUGGCAAACGGCACUUGGGCCCACAGCUCUGAGCUCCGCUUCACGCCCACCCCAGGGGACGAUGGCAAAGAGCUCAUCUGCACCGUCACCUACAGCCCACCACAGGGACCUUCCACCAGCAGAAGAAUCCGGCUCCACAUCGACUACCCACCCGGGCCCCCCAACAUCACUGGGAAACUGACCAGGAACGGACGCCCUGUGCCAGAUGUGUGGGGAGCUGAGGGCAACGUCGUGUCUCUGGAGACCCAAGAGGGCGACUCCCUGAACCUGAGCUGUGAGGCUUUGAGCAGACCAGAGUUCAACCUGAGUUGGGCCAAGGGGAACGAGUCCCUCAGCCCCGGCCAGGGAGGGGCCGGGCACCUGGAGCUGCCGAAUCUCAGCAGAGGAGACGCUGGGGAGUAUUGGUGCUGGGUGAAGAAUUCCUACGGGUUGGCCAGCCGGGUCCUGCGUGUGGACGUGCAGUGUAAGGCAGUAGGGGGCGCUGUGCCACACAGAGGGGCCUUAGUGGAGGGUAUUGGGCUGCAGGGGGCAGGUGGUCAGUAA
Chrysemys picta bellii (western painted turtle) is the source of this 1155-nucleotide messenger RNA. Lineage: Eukaryota; Metazoa; Chordata; Testudines; Emydidae. The record is from RefSeq and is a predicted model, not a curated record.